Molecule: messenger RNA, 1911 nt
Organism: Artibeus jamaicensis (Jamaican fruit-eating bat)
Lineage: Eukaryota; Metazoa; Chordata; Mammalia; Chiroptera; Phyllostomidae
Gene: ZPR1
Product: ZPR1 zinc finger
Exons: 14
Coding region: 54-1433 (459 amino acids)
Biological process (GO): positive regulation of protein import into nucleus; Cajal body organization; axon development
Cellular component (GO): Cajal body; cytoplasm; nucleus
Molecular function (GO): zinc ion binding; translation initiation factor binding
Source: RefSeq, a predicted model, not a curated record
GCCACCAGAGGAGAGGAAGCCGGAACUGGCGGAUUAAACUCAGCGUGGUGGUCAUGUCGGCCAGUGGGGCUGUGGAGACCGGUCUCCCAGCGGUUGCUGCCACCCCUUCGCCUACCCCGGCCCGGGCUCCGGUCCCGGGACGCCUGUUCCGGCCUAUCAGCGCCGAGGACGAGGAGCAGCAGCCCACCGAGAUUGAGUCGCUGUGCAUGAACUGUUACCGCAAUGGCAUGACGCGCCUCCUGCUCACCAAGAUUCCUUUCUUCAGAGAAAUAAUCGUCAGCUCCUUUUCCUGCGAGCACUGUGGCUGGAACAACACGGAGAUCCAGUCGGCAGGCAGGAUCCAGGACCAGGGAAUACGCUACACUUUGACUGUCAGGGCCCCGGAGGACAUGAACAGAGAAGUGGUAAAGACUGACUCUGCUACCACAAGGAUCCCAGAGUUAGAUUUUGAAAUUCCUGCCUUCAGCCAGAAGGGAGCUCUGACCACUGUUGAGGGACUGAUCAGCCGUGCUAUCUCUGGCCUGGAGCAGGAUCAGCCCACUCGAAGGACAAACAAAGAAGCCAUAGCUGAAAGAAUUGAUGAGUUCAUUGUCAAACUAAAAGAGCUAAAGCAUGGGGCCUCUCCUUUCACGCUGAUCAUUGAUGAUCCCUCAGGGAACAGCUUUGUGGAAAACCCACACGCUCCCCAGAAAGAUGAUGCCCUGGUGAUCACACAUUAUAACCGGACUCCACAGCAGGAAGAGAUGCUGGGGCUCCAGGCAGAGACACCAGAAGAGAAGCCAGAAGAGGAAGAUCUCAGAAAUGAAGUGCUACAGUUCAACACAAACUGCCCAGAAUGCAAUGCUCCAGCUCAGACCAACAUGAAGCUAGUUCAAAUCCCCCACUUUAAGGAGGUUAUCAUCAUGGCUACCAACUGCGAGUACUGUGGCCAUCGGACCAAUGAGGUGAAGUCUGGUGGGGCAGUAGAGCCCUUGGGCACCAGGAUCAAUCUUCAUAUCACAGACCCCUCAGAUAUGACCAGAGACCUGCUCAAGUCUGAGACAUGUAGUGUGGAAAUCCCAGAACUGGAAUUUGAACUGGGAAUGGCUGUUCUCGGAGGCAAAUUCACCACACUGGAAGGGCUGCUGAAAGACGUCCGGGAACUGGUGACCAAGAACCCUUUCACACUGGGUGACAGUUCCAGUCCUGGCCAGAUGAACAAACUGCAGGAGUUUAGCCAGAGGGUGGACCAGAUCAUUGAGGGUAAAAUGAAGGCCCACUUUAUUAUGAAUGAUCCAGCAGGAAACAGCUACUUGCAGAACGUAUAUGCACCUGAAGAUGAUCCCGAGAUGAAGGUGGAAUAUUAUGAGCGCACGUUUGAACAAAAUGAGGAGCUGGGGCUCAAUGACAUGAGGACCGAGGGCUAUGAGACAAGCCUGGUCCCACAGCGGUAGCAGUGGAUGGUCUCUUGGCCAGCCUCCUACACCACUCAGAGCACGGGGUUAUUUGUUACUGUUUGAGAAGGCUGUGAGUGUCCACCCCACCAGGCCUUGCUCAUUUGGGGAGGGCACCUACUCUGAAUCAGAGAUGUUGGCACACUCUUUAAACAGUUUGUGAUGCAAGUGCAAGUCUAUUGUGUUAUUUGACCUUGUUGUGGAGGUUGUAAAUCAGCUUGGGAAGAGAUCCAGAAGCAGACCAUGAGGAAUGUCACUACCACUUUUUUACAAGUCUUUACCCUCUGUCCACACAAUGCUCUGUCCUCUAGAGUUGGAACUCUGAGGCUGAGGAAGGAGGAGGACAGCUACAGCUGGAGUGUAGGUAUCAAUUUGGGGGUAUUAAAAAAUACUGACUUUCAAAAUGAGAGGAGUGUUCUGAGAGGAGGGAGUCCUGCAGAGGUGAAAUUCUCAUUAAAAUGGUGGCUUUUAAAUAGCA